Blastocystis hominis is the source of this 972-nucleotide messenger RNA. RefSeq lists its product as hypothetical. The coding region runs from base 1 to 972 and encodes 323 amino acids. The transcript is spliced from 2 exons. Lineage: Eukaryota; Bigyra; Opalinata; Blastocystidae. The record is from RefSeq and is a predicted model, not a curated record.
AUGAAGGAAUAUGCAGAAAUGAAGCGGCAGCUCAAUCCGAAAAAUGUGACAGGUCCGAUUACGGACAGUGACGCUAUUGCGCGUAACUAUAACUUUAUAAUGGAAUCCGACGCAUCAAAAGCACAAAAGAAUAGCUGGGAGCAGCGACUCGCUAUCCGUUAUUACAAUCGAUUAUACAAGGAGUAUGCGCUUGUCGACCUCACCUAUUACGAGAUCAACAAGAUCGGCAUGCGUUGGCGAACAGAACGCGAAGUCAUCGAUGGAAAGGGUCAAUUUUCGUGUGGCAACCUCCACUGUGACAAUACCAACACGCACGAAUUAUGUUCUUAUGAAGUUCCGUUUCGCUACAAGGAUUUGGAGGGAAAAGUUGUUUCGACGCUCGUGAAAGUCCGGCUCUGCGGCCCGUGCGCGUAUUCUAAUGAGAGGCAAGUUACAAUUAGAUUGAAGCUUUUCCACAGAAAAAUCCGGGAGACAGAAUCGGAGCAUCCUGAAUUGCGGAAGAAACGCAAAGCUUGUGAGACUUCGCAGGACGUUUUUGAUUAUAUUACAUCGAUUCUAAAGGAGGAAGGACAAGUAGAAGCGAGUUCCGCAACGCCACUUGCUCCUUCCAAGGACAUUGUACAGAAUGCGUCUAGAGAGAUUUUGGUUUCCCAAACAUCGGUGAAGCGAGAUGAAAAUCCGAUCAAGGAGACGCAGAAGAAGCAGAAGAAGCAGAAGAAGCAGAAGAAACCAAAAACUGUCAAUGGACAUGUUCACUACAGUUCAAGCUCAGAUUCAAGUUCGGAAAGCGAUUCAGAAUCCGAUUCUGCCGAAGCUAGUGCAAAUAGAAUGGGAAAUGAGCAGAAGAAGGAGAUUGAUGCCGACGGAAAUGAGGUGAUAUCCACGUCCAACGACGUCUGGAAGACAAGUGUGGAAGUGGAGCACACAGAGAACGAGAAUAUGGACGAUUUCAUCAAUCAGUUGUUUUUAUAA